Molecule: messenger RNA, 6886 nt
Organism: Bemisia tabaci
Lineage: Eukaryota; Metazoa; Arthropoda; Insecta; Hemiptera; Aleyrodidae
Gene: hh
Product: hedgehog signaling protein
Biological process (GO): regulation of gene expression; intein-mediated protein splicing; cell fate specification
Molecular function (GO): patched binding; calcium ion binding
Source: RefSeq, a predicted model, not a curated record
UAUUCUAUCGACUGCCAUGCCUGAGUCAGCACUGACCACCGGCCCCAACCUGCUUGUCAACCCACCAGUAGUUCCUUCGCAUCUGAAUAUUCAUCUCGUGUCCUCUUUCGCCCGCGCCACCAACUCCUCGUUCUCCUUCCAGUCCACCUUCGCGCUUUCCCAAAUCCACCGCUCACCGAUCCGUCCUCAGCGUCCGCUCUAACCUCAAAAAACACAGUGCGCGCUUCGUAAAUCGAUCCUUGCUCCCAUCGAUACAUCGAAUCCGUUCAAUCAUCCGUCCUCAGCGUCCGCUCUAACCUCAAAAAACACAGUGCGCGCUUCGAAAAUCGAUCUUUGCUCCCAUCGAUACAUCGAAUCCGUUCAAUCAUCCGUCCUCAGCGCUCGCUAUAACCUCAAAAAACACAGUGCGCGCUUCGAAAAUCGAUCGUACUCCCAUCGAUACAUCGAAUCCGUUCAAUCAUCCGUCGUCAUCGUCGGCGAUAACCUCAAAAACCCAUACCCACCGCGUCGUAAGCAAUUUCACAACCUCGCUCCGAGAAUCGAUCGUUGGUCCCAUCGAUACAUCGAAUCUAUUCUUUCGUACUCAGUGCGCGGUGAACACUCGCAUACCCCAACUUGGAGAAUCGAUACAUCGAAUCCCUGUAUUGUGCUCGCCGAACUCGAUUCAUCGGCCCCGUUGCGUCAUAUCGAUAUCGCGUGUGGUGCGUGUUACUUUUUCCAAUCGACAGCGCCAUGUGCGCGCGGUGCCGGUCCCGGUGAUGCGGGAUCCCUGUUCGAUCUCCGUUGUUGGUUUCGAGUCUUCUUCGUUUCGAGCAUGCGUGUCUGCGACCUCGAUAAUCGCUAUCGUUAGCCAUCGACUGUGAUUAGUGAUGCGGUUGGGAGGACCCCGCCAGUUAUGUUAAGCUCAGGGAUAUCGCCGAUCGCAGCAAUCCCUGGUGCACCGAGCGACCCCAAGUCGGUCAUCCUCCGGUUCCUCGUCUUGAUGGCCAUGCAUGUCGCCGUCGAAAGCUGCGCGGUGCGGACUCCGCGGAUGAGUCCCAAGGCCCGGCUCCGGCCGUUCCUCCUGUACGAGCACGUUCCCAGGAAACCGGAGACUUCUUUCGCGGCCAGCGGGCCCCCCUUGGGGCGGAUCCACCGAGAUGACCACAGGUUCAAGCACCUGGUGCCCAUCGAUAACCCGGAUAUCCAUUUUAAGGACCCCCGGGAGAGGGAGGGAUACUUCGUCACCAAGAGGCUAAAAGAAAAGUUGAACAUUUUAGCGAUUAGUGUUGCAAACCAAUGGGAAGGCGUUAGACUGACCGUGAAGAGAGGUUGGACCGAACGAAAUGACCUCGACCCGACGGAUCUCCAUUACGAGGGCAGAGCAGUAGACAUACGAACAAGUGUAUGGAAUAGCUCGCAUAUGGGUCUACUCGCCAGGCUAGCGGUCGAAGCCAAAUUCGACUGGGUCCAUUAUGAAAGGAAGGGCUACGUACACUGCUCUGUCAAAUCUGAAAACAAUACGAGCGGCGCUGGCUGUUUCACCGGCGACACAAUAGUGAGAACUCGAGACGGGCCGAAAGCUCUGUCCCAGGUUCAGAUAGGAGAGGAGCUCCUGGCGAUGAACCCAGAGACAGGAUCACUGGAGUACAGUCCGCUGAUGCUGUUCCUGGACCGGCAGCCGGAGAAGGAACACACUUACGUCCACAUCAAAACAUCCUCAGGGCAGAAACUUAAAUUAACCCCAUCGCACUUGAUAAUGAGGUGGGAGAAGACCCGUACGGAUCUGUCCAACUUCACCUCUCCGUUCGCGUACAAUGCGGUGCCGACUUUCGCCAAGAAUAUCGACGUCAACGAUAAGCUGAUCAUAACUAGGGAUAAUAAAAUACACUUGGACAGCGUCGACUCGGUAACUUAUAGUUCGGAGACCGGAAUGUACGCUCCGCUAACGGAAAUGGGAAACGUAGUAGUGAACGAUAUCGUGGCCUCUUGUUACGCGGUCAUCGACGAUCAGAACUUGGCCCAUUUAGCUUUCCUACCUUACAGAUUCGUGUACAAUAUCAACCGUAGUUUCAACCGGUUUUACGAAACCGUUUCCGGAUUAGUCGCGUCGAGCCCGCAAUCGACUGUGUCGCGAACGCACUCGACGCCCAGCCAAGAGGGUAUUCACUGGUAUGCCAAAUUCCUUUAUUCUAUAGCUUAUUACGUCGUUCCACCGUCUAUGAUGUAUGAGCACUGAUGUCUUCCAAACUGGGGGCUGAUUGUUGAAAUUGGUAAACAAAGCUAUGGACGAAGAUGACUUACAGUCAUCCUUAUGAUGGAGAGACUCUAUUGGUGGAAGAGGGUGGUUGCAAUGAACAAUGGAGGUAGGUAAUAGAUUAACUAACGGCAACCCACGAGAGUCCCUUUAGUUAGUCUAUAAUUGUUUCCCUUAGUCUAUAAGAACAACCAAUUUCAACCUAUAGGAUCGCUCCAUACUCCUUAUGUCUUCUUUGUCGAUCGCUUUCUCUAUGAAUUUCAACAAUCAGACCGCAGGGGAAGGAGAGGAUGACGAGUUAAAGUUCGGGUGUCCUUAAAAAGUAACGCAAAGACUGCCUCCAAGCGAGGUUAAAAUUUUUUGUUGAAAAUUUAUGACGAUUUUGGAUAUCUCAUGAAUAGACAGAGUUACUCUUCAACAGUUCUCCCCUCCUUCCCCCAUGAUUUUAUUUUUUUCAAAAAUUUUUUCGAUAUAUUUUUUUCUUUCUUAGUUUUAGUUCUUGACUGAAAACCAAAAAUUUUUAAUCUGUUAAUUUAAUUCUGCCUCGGAAAAGAUGAAGAAGGGCUUAUCCUUUGAUUUCUAACCUGAGGACUUAGUUGCAUUCAAGAAUGCCUUAAAUCCUACUAGCAAGACGCACAAAUUCCUACACUUACGUAAUACUUAUCUAAAGCAAUACUUUCUUUCCGAACUGGAAAAAAUUCGUUGAUGUGUAAAAAAAACCAAAUUAAGUGUAACAAAACUCAAAAAAAUUAACCCAGAAAACUGUUGUAAUUCUGAUUCCGUAUCAUUAUGAAUGAUUUUAGGAGCUGUACAGAACAUUGUGUUAUUAUUUUGAAAUUGUAAAUUAAUGAUUUUAAAUUACUAUCAAUAAAUACUAUUAGUUUUAAAUGCUAAAUAUACCCAUAAGUUCGUUCACUUGUCACUGGUAUGCUCCCUGUUUUUUUCUUUUUGAUAAAGACGGGAGAGAGAGUAUCGGAUAUUACAGAACUUACAUAUGCAGCAAAUUUCUUCAUUAGAAUCCCAAGAAGGACCAAAGGAUUAUUUUUAUGCUAAAAUUUACAUGUUUAGCGACAGCUUUUUGACGCCAGACAAAAUUCCAUGAGUUGAAGUAAAGACUGAAAACAAAAAUAAUCAGUUUUAAUGAGAAAGUAUUAAGGCAUGGCCGCCUAAUGAGUAAAAUCUGUAAGUAUUUAAUACACUUCCUGCUUUAUUUUAUUUAUUUUCCUCUCUUUUUUUCCUUAGUACUUAGGAGGUAUUUGUAAAUUGAAAUAAUUACCUUGCGCCCAUGAAAUUGUCAAGCCAGUCGGUAGAAUUCAAAGAACGAAAAUUCAGAAACGUGCCUUCGUUUUAAUCAGUUCCUUAAAGUUCAGAGAAAAGUUGUAUGAAUUUGAUAAAUGAAUAGGGUGAUUGUUUAACUCCUCAGUAAAUAGCUAAAUCUUUGUAUCGCCCUUCGAAAUACUCACAUUACUUCUCGAAAACUAAUUCGAGAUCAGCGACCAAAAAAAAAAUUAUAAAAAAAAUAAUGAUGUGAAAGUAGCUAUCAUUCUUACGGCACAAUUUAAUGGAGAUCUAAACCCAGAUUUUACUUUCCUUCUUCUUUAUAUGGAAAAAUACUGAUGUUUCAACCAAAUCAUGAUUGCAAGUUAAACUGCCUUUGAAUAUUGUGGAUAUGUGCCAGUUCCGAUUUAAGUUCCUCGACAUAUUGUCACCUUUUGGCCUAAGUAUUACAAGCGUCAUUUGGACGUAUUUCUAUCAAACAGAACUAUUUGCAUUAAGACAUGAACCCUGAGACCCAUAAGAAUAUAUACAUAACAGGGCUCAUGUCAUAUUGCACAUAGUUCCGUUUGACAGAAAUACGUCCAUUUGUGCUUUGGCACUAUGUGUGGUGUGUCCAAACUUCUCAAACUUGUCUAUUUUUUACUGGAAAAUCAAUGAACAGUAAGUAAUUCGAAAAUUUUACCUCAUAUUUCUUCGGUCAUCAAAAGUAAUACCUGAAAUUUGCAUGAAUCUACAUGCAAAAGUUUUUUUUUUUUUUUUUUUUUUUUUUAGAAAAAAUUAAAAUAAUAUUGAAAUUUCCAGCAGCACAGCCUUCAAGAGUUGGUGGUACUUUGGCCUGAGGGAGACGAUAUAAGCUAAUUUAUUCAGCUGAAUGAUUUUUUAAUUUAUUUGUAUUAAUUUUAUGAAUUAAAAAUUAAAUGUGAGAUACUUGUAUGAUAGAAGAAGAGGUCAACAUUGUAAAUAAUGUAAAAAUGCUCUGAGCACCUCUUGGUAGAGGUAUAAAAACCUCUCCUCAUUGUUAUAUUUUAUUGAUUAUACAUAUAUAUAUAUAUAUAUAUUUUGGACUACAUUUUAAAAUUUUUAAAUUCUUCUGUAAAGAGAGGCCAACAUCAUUUUAAAUAAAAAUGAUUUAUUUGUCCUCAAAUCUUAUUUUAAUUCUCAACAAACUUAUUAACCAAGGUAAAAACUCUUUGAAUAGAGUUUGAGGUCAACUUCCUAAGUAGCUCAGAUUUGGUAAAAUGAUUGACACUGCAUUGGAGUGUUGUGCACGUUACCUGUCUACUAACCGAGAGGACACCUAUUAUUAAAAUUUAUUGCAAUGAAGUUUGCAAUUUGCCUACCUUUCUGACACGUCAAACCUCAUUAAUUGCUUGUUUAAAAGCAGUAUUUAUUGACCAAAAAGUGUAAAAAUAUUGGAAUUUUAUGGUAAAACAUUAUAGUUCAAUUGCAAAAUGAUACUGGAAAAUUCGUUGCACUGUGCUACUUGGGUAAGUCUGCCUUUUGCAGCAUGGAAUUCCGUGACACCUCAAAAAUUAAACUGACCUGCACAGCGAUUCCCAGAGGUUGAAGUAUAUGAAUCCAGUUUACUAGUAGAGAGAGUAUUUGUGUUCUAAUUAAAGCAAGUAAUUAAAAAUCCUUGAGUCCUAGUUCAACAGCAAACAUGGUUUUCGGAAAAAAUUGCUACCGAAAAUUCUCUGAGUGCAUUAUUAUACAUGCAACAUUGCAGCAUGGUUAAGUCUAUUGAGCAUACAUAGUUUUCAAAGCCCAAAAUGUGUAAUUUAAAGAGAAUUGCUUCAAAUAUUUCUGAAUAGAGUGAUUGUGAUCAAAUUUUAAAAAUAAUAUUAUUUUGUGUGAUACAUUUCCGACCAGGUACUACAUUCAACUUCAACACAUCUAAAUCAUUCUAUUCUGUUCAACUUAAAUGGAAAGUUUAGCACUUUAAUUGUAUUUUUUUUUUAAAUUUUGGAUUUUAUGACUUUUUAGCAAUAUCUAUAUUAAAACAGGUGUCUGUCGAUAAUUUAAGAUGACUACCAAUUUUUACUCCAUCACACUGAGCUGGUCAUGAGCCAAUAUUACUGUCUUGAAAAUUUUCUUUCAUAAAUUAGGGUACAUAGUCAUUGUUUGGACCUAAUAAAAUAAAUCAUUACUGUUCAAAGUUGCACCAGCUUUUGAGGCUUACAAUAAAUACAUUUGACCCUUAGAGGUAUGCAAAAUCUGAAAAAUGUUUAAGAAUGCAAUCAUUAAAAGAAUUAAUUAGCUGAAAAUACAACCUUCCCUCAUUCACUGUGUUAUUCUGUAUGCUGAGGAGAUACAAUUACUAUUUUGAGGUUGAACCUUUUGUCUGUAACUGUUCACUAAUAACUUGAUAAGUAGGUCAAUUCUUAAGUAAGAACGCUCUGAAACUCAAGGUUGCCAUAAUCAAGAUUUAUUUUUUUGAGUCAAUGAAAAUAAGACGAAUUUUCUCUUGCAAAGUGACAACCCUGGUGAACUGCCAAGAUUUCAACCCCUAACUGUACUAAUUUCGUUUUUUAUCUAUCCUUUUCAUGCUGGAAUUUCCUUUUAAAUUAUGAGUAUAUAGAAAUGUCAGACCUAAGCGAGGGGAAAAUGCCUGCACAAAUGAAAUUAUAGAUAAUUUAACCUUUUUAUGUGCGCUUUUGGUGCACCUCAAAGAUAAAGCCAAGUUCUGCAUGCACAAACAAAAGCGAGUUGAAGUCAGUACCUCCGGAUAUCAUUUUUGAGAAUGAAAUCAAUCAAGUUUUUUUUUAUUAUUAAGUUUAAUUAUUUUUCUCUCUUUUUGUAUGAUUGUUCAAAUCCUGGAAAAAUUAAAAAAUUUAAACACAUUAUUGACUUAAUUAUUAGUUUUAACUAAGAGCUGAACCAUUCUUGAACUUGCUUUGAAAAUUGAUACAAAAACUUAGCCUAUCGUUAAUUCUUUGCUCACCAGUUACUACCGGCAAAAGUAAUUGCCUUAACUCAUGUGUUUGUGUGUCACGGCUUAGAUAAUUGUGAUGUCUUUGUGCUCACAUAAAUUGGAAAUAUUUUCUCUUGUUUUCGAGAAAUUUUCUUUUUUUUUACUUAUUUAAAUAUGAUAAACAUUGGAAAAAGAGAAAAAAACCGAAAAGAGGAACACCCAAUUGUGUGCUAAGAUCUGGCAUUUCUUCAGUCAGCGCAUUUUGUAGAAUCAAACUUCAUAAUUCGACUCUCACAUUCCAAAUUUGAAUUGCUGCAUUAUUAUCUCUUUGAAUUUUCAAAUUUUAUCUACCUUGUUUGCAUGAAAUCCUUAUUUUAAAUCAAAUGUUGUACUAGUGUCAUUUAUGAAUAAGUAACUACGGUGAUGUAAUAGAACUUGUUUAAAUAGAAAAUUGAAACAAA